ACGAAUGAUAACGAAUCAAUUUUCUUUGAUAUAAAGAAAACAAGGUUAAUUUGAAAACAUCAUCCCUUCUUUAGAAGAAUGAGGCGAUUCGUCCAGCUGUGCGUAUUAAAUCGAUAAAUCCAGUUUACCAGACAAGCUUGUGAGCGACAGCUUAAAUUUACAGAAAUUCAUGUAAUUUAUUGCACGUAAAUGUACAAUUCAAUUGUACAGCCUAUGUUCAGUAUACCUUCAAAAUAUAAAUCAUAAAACACAUUACGUACAUUACUUUUUUUAUUAUCCUACGAAAUGUCGGAUAUUCCAAACGGACACGAUUGUUCUGCUGACAGCCCACAGCACACUUUGCAACAACAAAUUGAGAAGGCACAACCAUGCUCUAUGAUGAAGCACGAAUGUGGUAGCGGAGACAACGCCGAAAAACCUCCGCUUUAUUUACCUCAACCUGAAGAUGAAUAUCCACCAAAACCUGGACACACAAUGGAACCUAUUGGUCCAUGGGCUACAGGCAAAGUAACCUGUUCUCGCGAGGGUGGAAUAACUGGUUUGAGGCCAGUUGCAGAUCGAUAUUCCAUCACUCGCUACGGACCAAGUGAAUGGCGCGCGCACAAUUUGAGUAUCUUUCAGCAAUCGAAUAAGAGAAUCUGCGAUGCUCAAGUCGCAGCUGACCGUGCGAAGCAAUGCGUAGACCAAGUAUACACAACAGCCGACAAGGUGCAAUCAGAAACGACGGAACAUUUAAAAACACGGGCUAAUGUGGUGUAUCGUUGGAAGGCGGAAUUAGAACAUGCGAUCGCUGCCAUUGCAGAAGAGAUGGAAUUGUUAGAAACUGAGCGUCGCCGUGUACAGCGAUCUUUAUCAAUAUUAACCAUUCCUUUGUCAAUCGCAAACGAAUUUUUACAAUUACGCUCCUUUCGUUUAAACUCUGAUCUUGUCCGUGAUAAUGUCGAGGAACAGCUCACAAAGGAAAUAGCGCUUUGUACCGAGAUACGAGAUUUACUGAGGAGAACUUAUGAACAGAUCGAAAUACAAAUGGUCGAAUUGAAGUCUGCGAAAGCGCGGGCAGAGAAUGAUUGGUCUGAUAAAAUUCAUACGUACAAUCUAGACUCCGUAUGUGUGAAUUUGUCUAAUGAUUCUCCGCUUCUACUGUGGAAAGCUGGAGCUACGAGAUUUCCAGCCGAUCAAUCUACUCCUACAAGUUACGACCAUUUCACCCAAGAGGUAUUAACUGAUAGUGAAGCUGCUAAACAAAGAUCAAUAAAAUUAAGGUCCACCUUGAACGACAUAUAUACUAAUUCCAUUAAAGAUCUACGCGAUCAAGCGACUCGCGUUGACGUUGCACUUGCAAACAAUGUGGAACUCACACAAGAUUGCCUUCAGCAACUAGAGAAUGAAUUACUUCGCUGCUUGCAUGAACUAGCAAAUACAGAAAAGUUGAUUGAGACACUUCGGGGUUCAACGAAGGGAUUAAACAAUGGUAUGAAAUUAGCACAAACGAGAUUAGAUAAUCGAUUGAAUCGGCUCAAUGUUGAAAGUUGUCGAGAUGCACCUCAAUUUGCUCUUAUCGAAGAAGUAAAAUCACUUGGCGAACAUACUUCUGCUGUAUUGGCAGAAUUAAAACGCGCUGAGGAGGUUCAGGCAGAAUUAGUCAAGGCAAGAGAGAUGAAGCGAAUGCAAAAUUCUGUGAGACAUAACCCGGUGCAAGAAGCAGUGGACAUAGCACAGGAAGAGGAAGAAAAGAAGAAUGUAAAUUUAGAAGUUCUAGAUGAUGUUGAGGAAACAGCUCAACAACCGCUUUAUCAAAUUCGACCACAUCUUGAUGAAAAGUUUAAACCUCUAAGUGCGAAAGAAAUAAUACAUGAUGUAUUGUUUGAGCAACUCGCUACGAAAUCCUAUGACGCUCAGGCAGCUGCCCAAUGGACCAAAGAUAUAGCGGAUGUUAUUGAAAGAAAAAUUAAAGACUUACAGUUUAAGAGGUAUAAAUAUAUCGUCAAUGUGGUUUUGGGACAACAACAUGGUGCUGGUGUAAAAAUAGGUACAAGAUGUAUUUGGGAUGCAGAAGCUGAUACAUAUGCCUAUGACAGUUUUAUUAAUGAUACUAUAUUUUGUGUGGCUAUAGUAUAUGCAGUUUAUUUUUAUUAAAAGAUAUGAUUUCUGGAAAUAUAAAAUGUAUAAUGGACGAAUCGCAUGAAUGGAAAGUUAUUGUUAAGAAACUUCAAUGAAUUUAUUAAAGUACAACUUAUUAUUAUCAUACAUUGAUACAUAUACAAUGCAAUGUUAUAUGUCACGGUAUGACACAAUUUUUACAUAUAAUUACAAAUAAUAUUUAAAUCCAUAUACAAUAUUAGGUAUGUGCAUGAUUGUUUGCAGUGAUAUUUUCUAUUUCACAUGAUUCUUUUUUAUACAUACUAAAAUUAUUAUAGCACCAUAAUUCACGGUAGUAUAGUGUGUGUAUAAUUAAAAUUUAUUUAUCCUACUUGUUACAACAUUUGUCAUGAUUUAUCAUUUUAUCUUUCAGCAAGUCAGUUUUUAAAGUAAUUUCUGAAAUAAUUUAAAGUUUAAUGUAUUUUGCGUACAAAUUUAUAAACGUCAUUUGUUUGUCAGUUAGAAAGA
Messenger RNA from Trachymyrmex cornetzi, 2607 nucleotides. It is a transcript of the gene Tektin-A, whose product is annotated as Tektin A. NCBI's taxonomy places the organism in Eukaryota, Metazoa, Arthropoda, Insecta, Hymenoptera, Formicidae. Gene Ontology annotation, cellular component: nucleus; microtubule cytoskeleton. Gene Ontology annotation, biological process: cilium assembly; cilium movement involved in cell motility. Bases 286 to 2136 code for a protein of 616 amino acids. The transcript has 11 exons. The record is from RefSeq and is a predicted model, not a curated record.